Limanda limanda (common dab) is the source of this 3115-nucleotide messenger RNA. RefSeq names its product VPS9 domain containing 1 (gene vps9d1). NCBI's taxonomy places the organism in Eukaryota, Metazoa, Chordata, Actinopteri, Pleuronectiformes, Pleuronectidae. Gene Ontology annotation, cellular component: cytosol; endocytic vesicle. Gene Ontology annotation, molecular function: guanyl-nucleotide exchange factor activity; small GTPase binding. The record is from RefSeq and is a predicted model, not a curated record. The transcript is spliced from 17 exons. Gene Ontology annotation, biological process: vesicle-mediated transport. Bases 17 to 1969 code for a protein of 650 amino acids.
GCGUCGGGAGGACAACAUGGCCGCGGACUGCGGAGGGAAACCUCUGCAAAACGCCAUGAAAAUGGCCAAAGUCGCGAUCCAGCUGGACGGAGGAAGCAAGCACAAGGACGCUUACUGUCAAUACCUCCGGACCAUCAACUACAUCUCCCAGGCCCUGCUGGAGGAAGCUGCGCCGCAACAGGAGAGGGAGGAGGUGGUGGAGGUGGUGGUGGAGGUGGAGCGGAUGUUGAGGCUCGCCGAGCAGUGUCUGGAGCGAGCCAAGUCCUUUAUAGAGAAGAGUGCUGACCCCAUUGACCUCUCAGCAGCCGCUUCCUGUUCACCUGCAGACCUCCCGGUCGCCACGGCUACAGACACCGGAACGAGCCCAGCGAAGACCGGUCGCCGCCGGUCGCUGUCAGACGGCGGCGGUGAGCCCCCCCCGUUCCUCCCCCCCGACGUCUUCCAGAAGCUACAAACCGAGGAGUCACAGGACACGAGCAGAAAGGAGCUGACACCCAUUGAACAAGCUUCGCGUCAGAACCAGAAGUUAAAAGCAAACUAUGCAGCUCGUCUGGCGCGGCUGCCCCCGGGUCAGGCCAAUCAGAAGACGUCUCUGAAGCUGUCCCUCCAGCGGCAGAUGAUGGAGAACCUCAUCAUAGCCAAGGCUCGGCAGGAUGCUCUUCAGAGGAAGAUGGAGGAGAGGAGGCUCCGGCUGCAGGAAGAAGCAAACAGGAGGUUCUCAGCGUCCGGGGCGAUGACUGCAGAGGAGCAGGAGCAGCGCUGCCUCUACACCAACGUGCUGGAGUAUGAGCAGGACCACGAUUGGCCCAAACUGUGGAAAGCAAACAUGAAGGGGAAUCCUGAGGAUGUCACCUUAGUGUCCCGUCUGGUCUCUUACCUGCUCAGCCGCUCGGACCAUCCGGUGGUGCAGCUGCUGAGGAAGCAUCAGUACCGUGUUUACAACCGGCUCUACCCCAUCGUGAGUAAAGGUCGCGUCCAGAGUCCGGCUCUGCUGCUGCGACCCGCUCAGCUUCCAGAGACCCAGAGGAGGAGCGUCAGCACCGUGAGCUUCAGCACCGGCUUGUCCUCCUCGCCGUCUCGUGACUUCCACGCUGACUCUGAUGAGGAGGGGGAGGAGCCUCACACCCAGGCCUCAGUGGACCGGGAGAACUCGUUUGAAGAUCUUGAGCAGUUCCUGACUCAGCUGGACUGGGCUCCGCCCGACGGCGGCGCCGAUGACGAGCCGCCGUGCGACCCCUCGAGUCUGAGCCAGGUCCAGGUCCAGGGGCAGGAGAUGCGGGCGCUGAAGGAACAUCUGAAGGCCACUGUGAAGGACAUUCAUAUCGCCAUCGAUCAGCUUCUGUCUCUGUGUCUGCUGUCGUUCGAGUGUCUGAACACGUCCAGCUCCAGAGACCUGUGCCUGGCCAGCAUCGAGGAGGCAUUCUUCACGCCCCUGUGGAGCGCCCUGCUGACGCUCUUCAGGAAGGUCAACAUGGAGAGAGAACAGGCCUUUGAGACGAGUAUGACUCUUUACCAGGAGGCCUCACCUGGAGACAUCGGCGUUCCUCUUAAAUUAUUCCCCCAAGAACCCGAUGCACUGCAAGGUUCCUACCCCUACGAGUCUGCGGUUCAGGAGCUCAAGCUGCUCAUGAAUGACUGCUGCCCUCAGAAGAAGCUGGAAUGUAUCGUUCGAACCCUGCGUGUGAUCUGUGCGUGUGCAGAGGAUUACAGAUGUCUGCAUGAGGGCGACUCCGCACCCAGAACCGCCGCCAUCGGCGCCGACGACCUGCUGCCCAUCCUGUCCUACGUGGCCCUGCGGAGCCAGUGUCCUCAGCUGCUGUCUGAGUGUGCGGCUCUGGAGGAGUUCAUCCACGAAGGCUACCUGAUCGGAGAGGAGGGCUACUGUCUGACCUCGCUGCAGAGCGCCUUGGCCUACGUGGAGUCGCUGCACUCCACGCAAGCUCCGCCUCCUGCUGACAAGCUCGGAUGAAACAGGAAACGAGUCUGACCUGUGGGAACUGAGGAUUAAAUGUGAAUGAGACAAACGCAUGUGCUUCAUCAGAGUGCAUGGGACUGAUGUGACGUCGGGGGGGUGCUGUAUAAAACCUGAAUUGACAGAAUCUGGGAAACAGCAGCAAAACCAGCUUCACACUGAGGAACUGGAAUCAGGCUUUUCCCUCCGGAGACUUUAGAGAACUAAUGAAUGAACUUUGGUCUGAUGAGGCGUUCAGGGUCACUCUGGAUAUUUGAGUUGUGAGAGGUCAGGAGGUGGAUGAGCACAGGAGGAACUGCUGUGAAGUAACUUUCACACGCAGGAGAAAUGAGAGCUGCUAUUUAUUGUAGGUUAUAAAACUGUUGCACUUUGUGAGUUAGUGAGUUUUGCCCGUGAGACGUGUUUCAAGCCUCAGUCACAGUCGACCUUUUGAAUUUCACUUUUCAUUCUUAUUUUUAACAAAGCAAAGCUCAAAUUUCACCUUUUUAGUUUCACAGCCUAUUUUAUACUUUUACCCGUUUCUCAAUGAAAACCCAACUGAUACUUAUAUACUUACGAUGGUAAAGGGAUUGUGUCAUAUUGAUGAGUUCAUACUUUUAGAUUUGUUUUCAAGAUCUUCUAACAGUUUGGUUUUUAAAUCCGUGCAGACCUGAGAGACUGUGGUUUGUUUUUAUAGCUUGAACUUUAAAAUGUGUCUUUAGACGAAUGAGACGAAAAUAACAUGAAACCAACUUGAUGUCCAGGAAGGAGAUUUUAUAUUGUGCUAUUAAACUAGAGACUGAGCAGUUGUUAUAUUAUUAUGAGUGUUAUGAAUCCACAUCCUGAGCAGACUUCUCAUCUUCUCACUGCAGAGCAACCACAGUUUUAUAUUUUGUCAUUUUAUUUUGUUGGCUUUGUUUUUCUUUAAUUUACUUUUUAACAUGAAUUAAAUUUAGUCCAGAUACAAAAGAAGUGAAACAAUGUCUGUUAUUUUUACAUAACUACUAAAAACACAAGUGUAUGUAAUAACCCUGAAUGUAAUUAUAAUGUAAAUGGCAGAACGCUGUGAUAUUUUGCAAAGUGGCUGAAACCACUCGUGUAAAUGAAUUGUACAUUUUGUUAUAAUGUGAAUAUUAUUUCAUUAUUAAACUAAUUUACUGUGAA